Canariomyces notabilis is the source of this 1293-nucleotide messenger RNA. Its product is annotated as PAP2-domain-containing protein. Gene Ontology annotation, molecular function: dolichyldiphosphatase activity. The transcript has 3 exons. Gene Ontology annotation, cellular component: intracellular membrane-bounded organelle; endoplasmic reticulum membrane. Lineage: Eukaryota; Fungi; Ascomycota; Sordariomycetes; Sordariales; Chaetomiaceae. The record is from RefSeq and is a predicted model, not a curated record. The coding region runs from base 120 to 1049 and encodes 309 amino acids. Gene Ontology annotation, biological process: lipid biosynthetic process; protein N-linked glycosylation.
UAACCUGGCCUGACAAACCUCACCGAAACCUCAACACCUCAGUCCUUUGACUCCUUUCCCCCUCUCCUUCAACACACCCUCUCGCCUUCAUCAAUCCGCUACAACCCACCAAGCUAACAAUGGCGGACAACUACAACGUAACUCCAUUAGCCUCUCUCUCCCUAACCCAUGUAUACUACAACCCAUCAGACCCGGUCUCGUACCUCUGCGCCUUUCUCUCCCUCUUGCCGCAGGCCCUGUGCGUCGUGUACGCCACGCUGCUCUGGUCGACGCGCGAGGCCGAGGUGCUGCUGAUGUUUGCGGGCCAGCUGGCGUGCGAAGGGGUCAACUUUGCGCUCAAGCGGCUGAUCAAGGAGGAGAGGCCCCGGGUGCUGCUGCACCAUGGCGGCGGCGGCGCGGCCGUGGGGCGUGGGUACGGCAUGCCCAGCUCGCACGCCCAGUUUGCCGUCUUUUGGGCCGUAGCGCUCAGCUUGUUCCUUGUCGUGAGACACCGGCCUGUUGCUGCUCCUGCUCCUGUUGCUGCCGGCAGCGGUGGUGGUGGUGGUGGUGGUGCUUCUGGAGUGCAGCAGCAGCAGAGGGAAAAGAAGGGCGGUGGAACCAAUGAGAAGGCGGAGAACGGGAAGGGAAAGGAUGUGCCUGCGUUGGCGGGUGCGCCCAGGGCUUAUAAACCCGGCGGCAUCUCCGCGCUGACCGCUUCCAUUGAGGCUUACUCGCAUGCUCCCUGGACGACGGCACAGCGGGUGGUUGUAAGCGCCGGCGCGCUGGUGAUCUCGGCGCUCGUGGCUUGGAGCAGGGUGUAUCUGGGGUAUCACACGGUGCGACAAGUGCUGGCGGGAUGCGCGGCGGGUGCUGUCAGCGCGGUGGGAUGGUUCGCCGUGACGUACCUGCUGAGGCAGACGGGCCUGCUGGCUUGGGCGCUCGAGACGCCCGUGGCAAGAUGGUUUCGGCUGAGAGAUCUGGUAGUGGUGGAGGACUUGUGCCAGGCCGGGUGGGAAAAGUGGGAGAGGAUGCGGAGAGAAGGGUUGGAAAGAGAAAAAAAACUGGCAUGACCGGAUCUGAAGCGCGCAGGCUAGACAAAAAAAUAGAGUCUAGAGGUACGUCCGCUCCAACCAUCUGCCGGCAUGAACUGUGUUUGAGAAUCAAGCGCCUGUGUUGAUGCCAUGUCCGCUUUGCAAUUUCACUUAAAUUGUCAACACCUAGUAUAUGUCUAUGAAUCUCAGCGAAACACCCCACCAUUGGUGUCAUAGGGAUACCCGCCGUUUGCAUUCGGGAAUCCCGUCAUGGGUACGUUGU